Penicillium roqueforti is the source of this 1800-nucleotide messenger RNA. RefSeq names its product putative phenol 2-monooxygenase. The record is from RefSeq and is a predicted model, not a curated record. Gene Ontology annotation, molecular function: FAD binding. The transcript is spliced from 5 exons. Bases 1 to 1800 code for a protein of 599 amino acids. Lineage: Eukaryota; Fungi; Ascomycota; Eurotiomycetes; Eurotiales; Aspergillaceae.
AUGGAGAAAGUCGAUGUUCUCAUUUGCGGCAGCGGGUCUGCCGGUCUUUGCGCUGCCACUUGGCUCGCCAAGUAUGGGGUGCGGUGCAAGGUACUAGAACGGCGGGAUGGUCCCAUGAAGAUGGGCCAAGCUGACGGGGUACAAUGCCGCACCGUGGAAAUUUUUGAAAGCUUCGGAAUUGGGGAGGAGCUUCUUCGUGAGGCUUACCACGUUCUAGAGGUCAACUUCUGGGCCGACAAUGGCACAGGCGCCAUCGAGCGGACAGGCUGGACGGCGGAUACCCAGCCGGGUCUAUCACACCAACCUCACGUUAUUUUGAAUCAGGCACGUAUCAACGGGCUCCUCAUAGACCUAAUGCAGAAAUAUAAUGAUCAACAAAUCGACUAUGGCUAUAAUGUGACCAAUGUCAAAGUUGAUAGCACCUUCGCUGAGGAUCAUGAUGCCUAUCCUGUCAAAGUCACUGCGGAAAAGGAUGGAAAGACAGAAAUCUUUGCAGCCAAAUAUGCAUUGGCUUGUGAUGGGGCACACAGCAUUGUCCGCAAAGCCCUCGGGUAUAAAAUGAUCGGAGACAGCAGCGACGCUGUCUGGGGUGUCAUGGACAUGGUGCCCCGAACGGAUUUCCCGGACAUUCGCAAGAAGUCUACUAUUCGCUCGAAAUCAGGGAAUGUCUUGAUUAUUCCCCGUGAAGGCGAUAGCGAUAACCUGACAAGGUUCUAUAUUGAACUUGCUCCAGGAACCAACCCGAAAGAGGUGACUCUAAAUAAUUUGCAGGCCCAAGCACAGAGCAUCUUCCACCCUUACAAGGUAGAAUUUGUGGAAACGAUUUGGUGGUCUGCAUAUGCCAUCGGCCAGCGUCAUGCCGAUUUCUUUCACAAGGAUCACCGGGUCUUUCUCGCUGGUGAUGCUUGCCACACCCACUCUCCGAAAGCCGGCCAAGGUAUGAAUGUCAGCUUACAGGAUGGCUACAAUAUUGGCUGGAAGCUCGGGGAGGUUUUGACUGGUCUAGCUAGUCCCUCGCUUCUAGAGACUUACGUUAUAGAACGUCAAAAGGUGGCCGUUGAUCUGAUUAACUUUGACCGUUACUUUUCCAAUUUGUUUUCUUCUGGGGCCUCAACAUCUCCUGCCGAGUUCCAGGAAGGCUUCAUCAAGUCUGGCAAAUAUACAGCAGGUUUAACAGCCAAGUAUGAGGUGUCGUCCAUUACAUCUUCAUUGGAAUCGACCAACCUCGCUUCUAACGUGGCCGUUGGUAUGCGGAUGCCCAGCGCGCAGGUCGUGCGAUUCUGUGACUCCAAACCUCUACAUCUCAUGAAAUCUCUCAAGUCAGAUGGCCGGUGGCGUAUCAUGGCUUUCGUGGGUGACCUGACUGUACCAGAAAACCACACAAAGCUCAACCAGCUGGGAGAAUACCUGACCGUGGCGGAUGGGCCCAUCCAGACAUUCACUCCUGAGGAUCAAGACAUUGACAGCCUGAUCGAGACUAUUUUGAUCGGGUAUGGAAAUCGUCAUGGUAUUGAGUUGGAGCAAAUCCCGGAAUGCUUUUAUCCAGUCUCUGGGAAAUACCAAACAAGAGAUCUACACAAGAUUUAUUACGACGACGAGAGUUACAACAAUGGGCACGGCCAUGCAUACGAGUAUCUCGGCAUUGAUGCGGCACAGGGUGCUCUUAUCAUUGUUCGGCCGGACCAAUAUGUUUCUGCUAUUAUUGGUCUAAGCGAUUAUUCUGAAAUCGGCAACUUCUUUGCUGGGUUUCUCCAACGUCAAACGUACGUUGCGAAGGAUACGAAGGACACACCUAAAUAA